GCUGUAGCUAGCUUUUUAGUUAGUUUUUACUUGUAUUCAAAAAUUAUGUCGAAAAAGCAAGCCAUUUUGAUCUUUUCAGAUGAUUGAACAAGGAAUUUGAGUUGAUGAUUAUAGAUCCAUCUUUACGGUUCUAUCUAUUGAUCAUUUCGAUCUAUCAGAUAGAUUCGUAGUUACGAAGAUCGAAACGAGCAAUAUGACUCCCAUACGCACAAGAUCGUAGUGCUGUUCUGGUUGUGGAGCAGCCUAGGCGAAGCUGGUUGUGGGGAAGCGUAUUAAAAUAUCCACUACCUUAGACGUUGUUUUAUAUUUUGAAUCGUCUGUCAUUAGUAUUAUCAUCAAUCUUCUUCGUCAUGUCGAAGUUCUAAUACGUCUAAGGUGUUGUGUGUACGAGUACGUCUAAGGUGUUGUGUGACGGACCAAGAGAAGAUGCUAUGUCUACCGGCUGAACGGGUGUGCUGCGGCUGCGUUGGAGUGUAUCAGGCAGCGAGCGCAAUUUAAGAUUAGACAGAUUUUUUUGUUUUAGUCUUGUUCGUUUUUGUCAAGCACUCACUAUAAAAAACUACAAAGACAGACGAGUCCCAAGUGACGCGAUGGCCCUCAGCGAACUCAAGAAAAACGAGCUCGAUUUUUACACGAACGAACUUGCGUUCGUUUUCUUUUCUUUUUCUGUAAGAAAAUUCGUUCGUGUCCGAUAACUCAUCUCUUCAACAGAGCUUGCUCCUCUAACUCCUCUGUUUCUACUACUCGUUUACGGGUAUCGUGGCUAUGGUGGGGAUGAUCGCCAAUAUGGGCAGUAAUGCGGCAGCCGCGAGCGACCACGGGAAAAGCACAGAAGGAGCAAGGCCUCAGCUGAAGCCGAUAAGUACUACAGCAUAUAACUUUCUAUAGAGCAGACAUGAAGAACGUGUAGUUGUUGUUGCAGCAGUACCUCCUAGUUCAAAAAUAACACGUAUGGUUGUUGUAGGUUAUGUGGAUGUCGAUGUUCUUCAACAUGAGAAAAAAUGCAAAGGAAGAUGAAGAAGAAGUAAAAGGAGAUGAAGAACAAAUAGUUCUCCUACAACAACCUCUUGUCAGGCAUAUCAAUCAAUCAAUCAACAUAAAUAAGGCACGUGUUCAGGUCAGUUCCUCCUUGAAUUGGGUCUGAUGUAUCGAAUGGUCGGCCUGCUUUUCGGGAGUCGCGGGUAUGCGGGAAUUGUAACUCGACAAGCGACGCAAGUACGCUACGCCCUCAUGUAUACGAUCAGCUACUGCUGCGUCAUAUUGCUGUCGCUUUUGAGGGUACUUUUCUUAUAAGAGAUACUGGUAUAUUUUGUUUUUGUUUUCAGAGGCUUUCUUGUACUUGUAGCAGUAGCUAGUCAGAGCCGUGUCUGUGUCUCAACAGCAGAUGAGAAACGGUUGAAGUUUACUCCUUCUUCACUUUCACCCUCCUAGUAAUAUCUAGCACAACGACCUAUUAUUCUUUGAGUGUCUGCCCCCUAGGGUGAGCAAACCGUAUUCUCGCAACGAACUUGAGCUUCAUCAUCGUACAUAAUCGAAAUUUCUUACGACUGACCACAAUAACCCAGUUACCGACAUUGUGCGAAGAGUUUCCGGAGGUGAACUGCUCGAAUUUGAAAGCAGUUCUGGCAGCGAGUGUCGGCUUUGAGUUUUACAUGUACUCAUGAAUUAUAUAGUUUAGCAUGAUAGAUAAAGAAGCAGGACGAGGAGAAGAUGACCUUACUUCUAAUCCCCAUCAAUCACAAUCGUACUGAACGAAAACCUCUAAUCUCCUACUUCCUCCUCGAAGUAGAAACUACCUAUUGAUCACUCGUCAAAGAACACUGUCUUUUUCCACAACAUCUAUUUCCACAACAUCUAUUUCAGGUUUACCUAUUUCGCGUACGUUUUAUGGUCAUGUUCGGAGAAAAUUGCACAGGGUGUGAGCGACGUGCUUCCAAGGUUUCUGUUGGAUGAGUCGCUGGUGAACACGAGAGAGCUAUCAUAUUAUGGCUGCUUUACUUGGCUGCAUCAAUCCAUCUUUGUUUAAUGCGGAGCUCAUCUGAAAAAGAAAUAGAAACAGACAAACGUCAACGUGUUAAUACACAGAUGAGUUGUUGAAGAAAACAAAGAUGGGUCUGGGUGUUUUGUGUUGAGCUCUAAUCCCCUGAAUCCCCAACCCGAGGCACGGCCCCGAUUCCAGGACAGAUCGAACCUUUCUCAGGUCAGGGGCAUCGACUUGAGUAAAAAUCUAGGCUAUUUGCAAUUAUAGUUAGAUAGAGAUUCCCAUUCCUCUGAACCUCUAUAAUUUGUCCUCAUCGUUACCACUCCCUUAUCGAGCUAGAGCCUUAACCCUUAUGUAACACAAAGUCCUGUGGACCUCAGAAAUACCCUCGUGUGGGAUGGUAAUGAUUUGUGAUUCUUGGAGGUGCCAGCUCCCCACGCAGAUUCAAUUUUUUGAGGAAGGGGACCAACUUCUAUUAUGUUGACGUGUAUGUUGUUGUAUGAGCUACAUCUGAAAAUAUAAAAUGAAGUUACCUCAGAAUCUCUUUCUACCAAGAACAUAUCCACAUGAUCAUGUUCGCAAUCGUGGCAUGAAAUUGUAUAGGCAUACUUUAGGAAAUCGGAUGGGGAUCGCAUCUUCUACCACCAGAAACAAGGGUUGUUGUAGAUGAAUACAAUCUAUUUCUAUUUGAGAAUAUAGCAUGGGCAAUGCUGGAUGCGGUGGGUAGGAUGUAGAAGUAGAUGAUUUGUAUCUACUGAAAGUGAAGAGAAGCUAGUAGAUAAAGAUGGCACAGCAGAGUACUACAACUACAUAGAGAAAGAAGAAGUCCUUGCACAUUUUUCCGCUUGUAUUAAGGGCCUAGCCAUGCAUGAGCUCCGCUCAAAUAAUGACCCUCUCCUUCCCAUUUCUCUUUUUCUUUAGUUUGAACAGUUUUGUGUGGUGAAAGAGUUAUGAGAUUUGCAUCAGCAUUUUCGUGUACAGGUGAUUCGAUAGCAUAAAAUGAAACCAGAUGCUUCGCCUUACCCGGUUCCAGCAGAUGCUGGACAAAUCAUGUUGACAAUUGCUGUGGUCAGGAUAUCACCGUAAGCAGUGGAUUGAUGGCAUCACAUGAUGAAGUUUCCUGGGAAUACAAAAACGUAAGCUG
Molecule: messenger RNA, 3125 nt
Organism: Amoebophrya sp. A25
Lineage: Eukaryota; Dinophyceae; Syndiniales; Amoebophryaceae
Source: the annotation of a GenBank genome assembly